AUGGCGGACGGAAGCAACGCAAAUCAGCAAAAGCCUUCUCUACCAGAGAAAGAUAAAGGCAAAGCUCCGCAGAACAACUCUUCUUCCAGCGCAGCAUCAGCAAUAGGAGCCUCGGCGUCGGCGCUGUUGGCGACCUUUGCGAGCCCCGACGCGAUCUCCGGCUCGCUCUCCUCGGCAACCGCCCAGAAAGGCCAGUCCUCAACUUCCUCAACUUCUCAGCACCGGGAUCUUGAGAGAUCAACUUACGCGUCUGCGUCUGCGAGUAGUCAUGGCGUCGGUGGUUCAGUUUCGCAGCGAGCGUUCCGGACUGCUGAUUCGGCUUAUUCGAAUGGUAUUCAGUCAGAGUACGAGACGUUUACUCACAGCCAGCACUCUAUCCCGACUCAACUACACUCCGAGUUUGCAGGAAUCAGCAGCAGUAGUAAUCCGGCAACAUUCUCCAAUUACACCCCUGCCUACACUGAAAACAGCAACGACGGCGACGCGGUACUCGCCUUCCUAGCCUCGCCAAACACUACAGAUGAAAUCUACAGUCCCACCCCAGACACCAGUCGUCGACCACCGGCACCUACACCAUCCCAGGCGGGCUACAACCAGAUCCUGGCCGACGCAACCGCAGUACAAGACCCGGUCGAGUACCUGCUCUCAUCCAGCAGCUACACAUCCGACGUCUGGGGCGACGAGUGGCCAGAAUUGCAGCUGGCAAAGGCUGAGAUGGAAAAGGGCAAUCAGGCGCAUGCCAGAGCGAGGAUUGAAAGCAUUUUGGGACGGAUCAAGGCAAAGAUAUAG
Messenger RNA from Myxozyma melibiosi, 789 nucleotides. RefSeq lists its product as uncharacterized. Bases 1 to 789 code for a protein of 262 amino acids. The record is from RefSeq and is a predicted model, not a curated record. The transcript has a single exon. Lineage: Eukaryota; Fungi; Ascomycota; Lipomycetes; Lipomycetales; Lipomycetaceae.